GUUGAGAUAUGAGAUAAAGACUGAACUUACAAACACUAAUUCAAGGUCAGUGAGUAAUUGCAUACGAAGAGAAUCAUACAAACGUGGAAUCAAUUUUAGAUUAUGCAAUAAAACCUGUUUAGUCAUUUUAGUCACAAUUGUCAAGAAUGGCAGCGAAUAAAGUUACUCUCAAUAAUGGAUUAGAAUGCCCAGUUUUGGGCCUUGGUACUUGGCAAUCUAAAGAUAAUCCAGGAGUAGUUGAGCAAGCUAUUCGAGAUGCAAUUGAUUCGGGUUAUCGGCACUUUGAUUGCGCUUUCAUUUAUGGCAACGAGAAAGAAAUUGGAAAAGCAAUUCGUGAAAAAAUUGCCGAAGGCGUUAUAAAACGAGAGGAUUUAUUUAUUGUCACUAAACUUUGGAAUAAUUCUCAUAGACAAGAAAAAAUUGUUCCUGCAUGUAAACAAUCGUUAAAAAAUUUUGGACUCGAUUAUAUUGAUUUAUAUUUAAUUCAUUGGCCUACUGGAUAUAAAGAUUUGGGUAAAGAUUUAUUUGGAUUUGUUGAUGAAAAAGGAAAUUCAUUAGAGGACAAUGUGGAUUUUAUUGAAACAUGGAAAGGAAUGGAACAAUGUUUUAAACUUGGCCUGACAAAAAGUAUUGGCUUAAGUAAUUUUAAUUCUCAACAAAUUGAUAGAAUAUUAUCAAUUGCCAAAAUUAAACCAGUGAUAAAUCAAAUUGAAUGUCAUCCAAAUUUGAAUCAGAAAAAAUUGAUAAAUUUUUGUAAAGAAAGAGAUAUUGCAAUUACAGCUUAUAGUCCAUUGGGAUCUCCAAAAAGAUUAUGGGCAAAACCUGAUGAUUCACAAGUUGCAAUUGAUCAUCCAAUAAUUGCUAAAAUUGGAGAAAAAUAUAAAAAAAGUCCCGCUCAAGUGGUUUUGAGAUAUUUGAUUGAAAUUGGAACAAUUCCAGUUCCAAAAUCCAGUUCAAAAAUGAGAAUUGAGGAAAAUAUUAAAGUCUUUGAUUUUAAAUUAACGAGUGAGGAGAUUAAAGAAAUUGAUAAAUUAGAUUCAGGAUUGCGUGUAUGUCCAGCAUUAGAAAUGAAAAAUCACAAGGAUUAUCCGUUUAACAUUGAAUUCUAGCAAAUUUUACAGGUUUUAGAAAUUGAAUUAUCUUAUCAUCAAUUAUAUAAUAUGUAGUGAUAUAAUAAUUUAAAAAUAAUAGAUAAUAAAGUACAAGAUAUUUCUCUUUUA
Messenger RNA from Leptopilina boulardi, 1220 nucleotides. Its product is annotated as aldo-keto reductase family 1 member B1-like. Gene Ontology annotation, cellular component: cytosol. Bases 147 to 1109 code for a protein of 320 amino acids. The transcript has 6 exons. Gene Ontology annotation, molecular function: aldose reductase (NADPH) activity. The record is from RefSeq and is a predicted model, not a curated record. NCBI's taxonomy places the organism in Eukaryota, Metazoa, Arthropoda, Insecta, Hymenoptera, Figitidae.